Seriola dumerili (greater amberjack) is the source of this 1558-nucleotide messenger RNA. RefSeq names its product BCL2 associated athanogene 1 (gene bag1). The transcript has 7 exons. Gene Ontology annotation, molecular function: adenyl-nucleotide exchange factor activity; protein-folding chaperone binding. The coding region runs from base 49 to 672 and encodes 207 amino acids. Lineage: Eukaryota; Metazoa; Chordata; Actinopteri; Carangiformes; Carangidae. Gene Ontology annotation, biological process: protein stabilization. The record is from RefSeq and is a predicted model, not a curated record. Gene Ontology annotation, cellular component: membrane; nucleus; cytoplasm.
UUAGCUGUGUGGUCUAUGUUGACGUGAUUAAAGGACUCUUUAAGGAAAAUGUCAGAGCAAACGAUAACAGUGACAGUUGCAUACGGAUCUACUAAGAACAGCAUCACAUUAACGGGUCAUGAUGAUGCUAAGGGUCCGACUGUCAAAGACUUGUCAGAUGCUCUCACUCAAGCCACUGGAGUCCCAGCAGCCUCACAGAAACUCAUCUUCAAAGGAAAAUCACUGAAGGACAUGGAGGAGAGUCUGUCCAGCUAUGGAAUAAAAGAGGGCUCGAAACUCAUGAUGAUUGGAAAGCGAAACAGUCCUGAGGAAGAAGCUGAACUGAAGAAGCUGAAAGACAUUGAGAAAUCUGUGGAGCAGAUGGCUAAAAAGCUGGAAAAGGUGGAUGGAGAGUUGACUGGACUCAAGAAUGGCUUCCUGGCCAAAGACCUCCAGGCAGAGGCGCUGGGUAAACUAGAUCACAGAGUGAAAAUAGCAGCAGAGCAGUUCAUGAAGAUUCUGGAGCAGAUAGAUGCUAUGAGUAUCCCAGAAAAUUUUAAUGAUUGUAGAAUGAAGAAAAAGGGACUUGUAAAGACAGUGCAGGAUUUCCUAGCUCAGUGUGACAAGAUCGAAGCCUGUAUAUCAGACCACCUAUCAAAGAUCCAGUCGAAAAACCUUGCCCUGGCAGAGUAGGGCUGCAAAGACAAAGUCUCCCAUAUCAUGUGCUAUACAUUGCUCUGUGAGCAACUCCAAAGUGUACAGAAAGCUCCAGGUGUGGAGCAGAUCCUUGUCUAUUUAUUGUUGGUGUGAUGUGUAUGAGAAAUCCCUCAUCACAGAGAAUCCUGUGAACAGAAGGAGGCUGGUCGAUGACACUGAUGCUUGGUGCACCACAUACAUUCUCUGGGUCAAAGGCAGAUGUGAGGUGUUUUCUGAGAUAUUUUAACCACAGGCAUCAGGGGUGCUUUGAAUUGUGGAAAAUUAUGUAGAUCCCUUUAAAGCAUCCAAAACUGGUGAUCAACAGAACUACCACUGCCAAAUAUCUGUGAAAUUAUCCAUGAGGAUGUCAGAAAACUGAAAAAUUCAUCAGUUCAUCACCCAGUAAAUGACAAACAAUACAAUAACACAGAAAACACGGUUUUUGUUUUGUUUUUUCCUCAUUGUGAUGUACCAACUGCUGAGUGUUGCAUAUGGGAAUUUGUACACACAUGACCAAAAGUAGAUGGACACAUGAACAUUACAUUACAAAAUGAUAAUAAUAAUAAUAAAAAAUAAUAAUUUGCUAUGCUAACAGCCUCCGCUAUUUUUAGGAGCACUUUCCAUAGGACAAAAGGUGUUGGGGGGGUGGGGGGGUUGAGGUCAGGGCUAUGUGCAGCCUGGUCAAGUUCUUCCACAUUAAAACUUUUUUACGGAUCUCAAUAUGUGCACAAUAGUACUGUCAUUUGCCUUUCCCAUUAAGUUAGAAGCACACUAUUGUCUAAAAUAUUAUUGUAUACUAAUUGGAAAUAAAACUAGAGCUGAAAACAGGUACAAAUGUGAAAUAUUUUCUAAUCCCAUUUUCUCAUUUGUGAGGAUUUGCUGC